Molecule: messenger RNA, 1474 nt
Organism: Hippocampus comes (tiger tail seahorse)
Lineage: Eukaryota; Metazoa; Chordata; Actinopteri; Syngnathiformes; Syngnathidae
Product: serine palmitoyltransferase 1-like
Exons: 10
Coding region: 1-924 (307 amino acids)
Biological process (GO): ceramide biosynthetic process; sphingosine biosynthetic process
Cellular component (GO): endoplasmic reticulum
Molecular function (GO): pyridoxal phosphate binding; serine C-palmitoyltransferase activity
Source: RefSeq, a predicted model, not a curated record
AUGCAAACGUCCUUCUGGAAAUGGUUUUGCCUUGCUUUAAUUUCAUUGUAUUUUGUAUUCAGGGAUGAGGCAGCCUGCUUCUCCAUCCAAAAAGGCCUCCAAGCUUCACGCAGCUUCAUAAAAUACUUCAAGCACAAUGACAUGCAUGACUUGGAGAGGCUUCUCCAGGAGCAAGAGUUGGAAGACCAGCAGAACCCUCGUAAGGCUCGAGUAACUCGCAAGUUCAUUGUUGUGGAGGGACUGUACAUCAACACCGCUGACAUCUGUCCUCUUCCUGAGCUGGUGAAACUAAAAUACAAGUAUAAGGUGAGGAUUUUCCUGGAGGAGAGCAUGUCUUUCGGUGUGUUGGGAGAGCAUGGCCGAGGGGUCACUGAGCACUUUGGAGUCAAAAUAGAAGACAUUGACUUGAUCAGUGCUAACAUGGAGAAUUCUGUGGCCUCCAUUGGAGGCUUUUGCUGUGGACGCUCUUUUGUUAUAGACCACCAGCGCCUGUCAGGCCAAGGCUACUGUUUCUCUGCGUCCCUGCCUCCCAUGCUAGCUGCUGCUGCCAUAGAGGCCCUCAGCAUCAUGCAAGAGAAUCCAGACAUAUUCACCGUUCUGAGGAAGAAAUGCACAUAUGUUUACAAAGAAUUACAAGGAAUUCCAGGGUUGAAGUUGGUCGGAAUGCAGUUUGCCCCCGCUCUUCACCUGCAGCUGGAGAAAAGUUCGGGCUCUCGAGAGUCUGACAUGCAGAUGCUGCGCUCAAUUGUAGAUUAUUGUAUGGAGAGGCAAGUGGCACUGACCCUCGCCCGAUACCUCGAAAAAGAGGAGCGAUAUCCCCCUCCGCCCAGCAUCAGAGUGGUGGUGACCAUCGAACAGACGGAGGAGGACAUAUUGAAGGCCAAGUCGUGUAUCCAGGAAGCCGCUUUAACAUUACUGAAAUGAAUGUGUUUUGUUUUGUUUUUUAAACCUACCGAUGUCACUGGACCUCUUAUUAUCCAUUCUUUGGACUGAAUAGUGUGGAUGACAUGGAGUAACUCACGCACAUUGUGUGCACACUUAAAUUGUUUGGAUCAAGAGCCUCAUGAUAGAGAUUUGCAUAUCCUAUAUCUUUUUAAUUUUUCUCCUCCCCUCUCAGAGUUUUGCAUAUCCUUUCCAUGAAUGUCAACUGAGAGCUGAGGCCAAUAAAGGAAAAACGCUCGUGAAGCUGCAAUGCCAAUGUUACUCUUUGAAGAAGUUGACAGCAGUUUGUACAUAUUUUGUUGCAGAUUAAAAUGCUCCAACAUCUGGAAUUGACUCACUGACAUUUGUUCAUGUUCAUUCAGCACAUAACAUUCACCGGCUUGGCAUCUUGAGCACCUGACCAUGUUUUUGUCUUUCGUUUCUUUCAUCUUACUUUUUAGUUAUUGUAUAUUCAACAAAGUUUUUCUACUAAGCCAAUUAUCGAAAAACGAAACAUUAAUAUAUAAAAUAAAGGCUUUAUUUCUGCCAGAAA